Molecule: messenger RNA, 585 nt
Organism: Rotaria sordida
Lineage: Eukaryota; Metazoa; Rotifera; Eurotatoria; Philodinida; Philodinidae
Source: the annotation of a GenBank genome assembly
AUGGCUAAUGUAGAAGAACAAGUACAAAUUCUUCAACGUCACCUAAAUGCUUUUCUUGAAAAAAGAACAGAAAUGAUCGAUUUUCUCAAUCACUGUGCUAAUACACUAGAUGAACACAAUAAGAAUGUUAAAAUUACCAAAGUGGUGACUGGUAGUAUCGGGAUAGGUGGUACACUCAUCAGUUUAGCAGGAAUAGCAUUUGCUGGUCCAACUGGCGGCUUAUCACUUGUACUCACCUUUGGUGGUGGUAUCUUGGCAACAGCAAGUGGUGCAGCUCAUUUGGGUUCCGAUCUUGUUGAACGUAUUUUAACGAAAACGCAUUUAAACAAGUUGGAUAGACUUUGUCAAACUGAUGAGGAAAAUUUUAUUCAGUUAAAUAAUUAUCUAAGGCAAUUUGUUACAAAUCUACGCAACAAUACAUUUCGUAAUUAUAUCUCCCCCAGCACGCAACGCAAUGCUUUUCAAGAAUUGGCAAGUUUAACUAAUUUAACAUAUUCAGUUGUUCGUAUCACCCGUGUAGCAUCAUCAACAGGCCGUUCAAUUCGUGUUUUUAGUGCUGCUUCAGCCAUUUUAGGUGAAAGAUGA